AUGGUCUGGUGUGAUCGUGGGGUCCAGAUGCUGCUGACCACCGUGGGGGCUUUUGCCGCCUUCAGCCUGAUGACCAUCGCCAUCGGGACCGACUACUGGCUCUACUCCCGGGCUCACAUCUGUAACGGGACCAACGUCAGCACCGAGGACCCCCAGAGCCAGCCCCGCAAGACCAAGGGGGACCUCACCCACUCCGGGCUCUGGAGGGUCUGCUGCAUCGAGGGUCUCUACAAAGGAAGUUGCUUCAGGAUUAAUCACUUUCCAGAAGACAACGACUAUGACCACGACAGCUCCGAAUAUCUGCUGCGUAUCGUCCGCGCCUCCAGUGUCUUCCCCAUCCUCAGCACCAUCUUACUGUUACUGGGAGGACUGUGCGUCGGGGCAGGACGCAUCUACAACAGAUGGAAUAACAUCAUCCUCAGCGCUGGCAUACUCUUCGUGGCGGCCGGUCUCAGCAACAUCAUCGGGAUAAUCGUGUACAUAUCCAGCAACGCCGGAGACCCCAGUGAUAAGAAGGACGAGGAUAAGAAGAACCAGUACAACUAUGGCUGGUCCUUCUAUUUUGGGGCACUGUCCUUUAUUGUGGCGGAGACUAUAGGGGUCCUGGCCGUAAAUAUCUACAUAGAACGGAACAAGGAGAUAAGGUUCAAGUCCAAGAGAGAUUUCAUCAAGAUCUCCUCCUCCCCUUAUGCCAGAAUGCCGAGCUACAGAUAUCGGAGGAGACGCUCCAGGUCAAGCUCCAGGUCAACAGAGGCUUCUCCAUCCCGGGAAAUCUCUCCAGCUGCCAUCAAAUAUGCCAGUGCCAUCCCCAUGCGGGAAAUUUCCAUGUAUACCUUGUCCAGGGAACCCCUGAAAAUUACCACAGCUGCCAGUUUUAACGAGGAUCAAGAUGCCAACUUCAUGCAAGUACAUAACUGUUUCCAAAAAGAGCUGAAGGAAGGUCUUCACAUCAGCGUGGUAAACCGAAGGACCACCCCAGUUUGA
This is a messenger RNA of Bufo bufo (common toad), 984 nucleotides long. It is a transcript of the gene CACNG4, whose product is annotated as calcium voltage-gated channel auxiliary subunit gamma 4. Gene Ontology annotation, biological process: transmission of nerve impulse; postsynaptic neurotransmitter receptor diffusion trapping; regulation of AMPA receptor activity. Gene Ontology annotation, molecular function: channel regulator activity; voltage-gated calcium channel activity. Gene Ontology annotation, cellular component: voltage-gated calcium channel complex; AMPA glutamate receptor complex; postsynaptic density membrane. The transcript is spliced from 4 exons. NCBI's taxonomy places the organism in Eukaryota, Metazoa, Chordata, Amphibia, Anura, Bufonidae. Bases 1 to 984 code for a protein of 327 amino acids. The record is from RefSeq and is a predicted model, not a curated record.